Messenger RNA from Klebsormidium nitens, 1720 nucleotides. Lineage: Eukaryota; Viridiplantae; Streptophyta; Klebsormidiophyceae; Klebsormidiales; Klebsormidiaceae. The record is from the annotation of a GenBank genome assembly.
GGUAUUUGUAAAUGUGGGCACGCUGCCGCUCUCACUGCAUUUUCAGCAGCUGCUGCAGGAGCUCGCUCUGUAGAGAAGGGGCUGAUUGAUUAGUUUCUAACGGGAGCGUGAGAAAAGACUUGCAAUGGAGGAGAAGGGUGCAGACGCAGAAGUUAUAAUCGUAGAGGCGGCCCCCCAAGCCCCCCCUAGGGAGGCACCCCAAUCUGAGGAGCCCCCGACAAAGAAGCCCAAGUUCAAGAACCCCAAGCUUCUGAAGACAAACACGGAAGGCCUCACUGCGGGGGGUCGUUUGCCAGGCACUCCAAGGACCCCCCGGAUUGCGCGAGAGGUGUCGCCCUCGAACGCGCUCCUGAAUUUGUCGGCGCGGCAAUUGGCGAAGAAAGAGCAGGAGGCUGUGAAAGAGGAGGAAAGAAGGAAGCGGGCGGAGAAUGAAGAAGCUGUGAAAGCCCAGCGCAAGGCCGCCCGUCAGGCAGCUUUGGAACACAAGGAAGAGGAGACGCGCUCUGCCGAGGAGCUGGCAAAUCAGGUGGUGUGGGCGAAGCUCAGCACAUACCCCUGGUGGCCCGCGCAGAUCGUCGAUCCUAGCAGCGUGCACGCGCGGUUUACGGAAGGCCGGAAGUCAGACAACGAGGUGCUCGCCCGCUUCUUCGGGACCUACGACUACGGGUGGGUGGACCGGCGAACGAACGUGUCGGAUCUGGAUCACAAGUUCAAGGACCGACAGAAGCUCACCAAAAAGAAACAGUUCCUCAAGGCGCUCGAAGAGGCUGAGGAGUGCCGGAAGACCGGAGCUCUACCGGAGGCCUGGACUGCCCCGUUUGAGGAGCCGGAAGCAGAGGAGGAGAUGCAUAUAGAGGAGCCGCCAGAGGCAAACGGUCACGUAGAAGAGGCGUCGCCGCCUGAGGCAAUGGCGGCAAAGGAGCGGAAACGGAAAGGCAAGGCACAUGCGGUGGAGGACAAGCCGAAAGCCGAACGCCGGGCCCGGCAGCUGCGCGUGAUGCGGCACCUAGGAUUAGUACCACCGGAAGGAUCGCCGUUUACGCACGAGUCCGGCUUAGCGGCAGCAGUACGUUAAAGAUGCGGAAAGUGUUCGUGGAAUCUUGCGGUCAUGACGGAAAGAGUCUUGUUGCGGAUUACCAAUCGAAAGGGAAGUCACAAGGCAAUCACCUUUUACAACAUUUGACGACUUGAUUGUGAAGGAAAAGCGGGCCUCCGUAAAUACGAUGCUGUGCGCGCCUAGUGUCUUUAGUUCAACUGAUAAGAUGUCUGCCAACUAAGACGAGCAACGCUCUGCUACUGCGCCUGACCCUCUGAUUGACGUAGAUUGCCCAAGGGUUGAGCAACGAACGGGUCUGUCAUUUGGUCUGAAUCCGUGAGUAGAAAGUGACAGAUUGAUAUUGGUUGGUGUAAUUCAUAUACAUGACUCUGCUAGCAGAUAUACAUAGCAAGGACAACCGCCAAAAGCCAGCUUUGCUUCCAAGUCUAGUGUCAAGUUGCUGGCAGGGAAGUUCGACGGAGAAACUUCAACUAGCUUGAUUUCAGCGGAGCACUAUAUUAAAACGCUAGCAAUGCGGCAAGUUGAGCCAGCCGCCAGGCCCAAGGUGACAACCGUUGAACAUGUUGGACUGGCAGGCUGCAGUGCAUGCUAGCUGUGAAUUGAGCAUGGGACACAUGUUUGCGCACCAAGAUCAAAAAUAUUAUACUAGAAAUUGCACUCUGA